AUGCCGGGAAGGAUCCUCGUCCUCUUCCUCCUCUCCCUGGCGUCCGGCGCGAAGAAGAACGCCUGUCCGGCCAAGGACAUCCGGCCCUGCACCUGCUCGCACGGGAAGUGGAUUUUCAGACUGCAAGACAACGUGGACGUGAAGGAGCUGCCCGAAAAAGCGUUCGGCAAAGUCGCCUUCAAGGUCAUACACGUGAGGAACACCACGGUGAAGACCGUGCCUCCGUCGGCCCUGCUGUCCUCCAAGCACCGGCUGUCUCGGCUGACGGUGGAAGACAGCCCGCUCGUAAAGUUCCCGUUCCACCUCCUCCCCGAGCUGGAGCGGUUGGAGGCGCUCUCCCUCCAGGGCAAUUCCCUAGCGUCCGUCCCGGCGCUGCAGAGCCCCAGCCUAAGGAGGCUCUCGCUCGCGAGGAACGCGAUUCUCAGGCUCGACGACGACGGAUGGGCGACGCCGAACUUGCGGUCGAUCAACAUCAGUUUCAACCCCGGACUGAAGAUCCGGAGCGCGAUCACGAAGAACCUGGACAAGCUGGAGGAAUUCGACGGAUCCGGGCUGGGCCUGGGGCCGACGCUCCCGGCCGGGGCGCUGGAGUUCCGCAGCAAGGCCCUCGCGGAGGUGCGGCUCGACUUCAACGGCGUCUCCCGGCUGGAGCCGAGAGCGAUCAGAGGCCUCACGCCGGACACGAAGAUUUACCUACGGAACAACGGCAUCACCAAUCUGCCGGACGAUGCGUUCCACCCCAUGAUGCAGGUCCUCUCCCUCGGGGAGGGAUUCAUCGAUCUGCAAGGGAAUCCCAUCCAGUGCGAUUGCGGGUUGUACUGGCUCGCCUUCGCCGAGGGAUGGAUGGCGAAUGUGAGAAAUGGCAAAUGCGAAAACGGAACUGAACUCGAGAAUUUGCAUCUGGAUUCCUUGGGAAAUUGCCGGGUGUGUCCUUACAAGUGCAUUAGUGCCGAGGAGGUUCCUUUUUGCGCGCCGGGCACCCUGAUCCACUUGAAGGAGGACAACUGUCGUCCUGGGGAAUUUUGCUGCCAACCGACGAGCACCACGGCGGCUCCGGUGACGGAAGGGACUCCGGUAACGCCCAGUCCCCAGUGUCCCCUCGCGAACGGGUCCUCGUGCAUCGAUGCGGCCUACGCCGCGCUCUGCGAUACGAGGUCCAUCUCGUCCCUCGCCUGCCCCCUCGAGACUCAAAUCUGCUGUCACAUUCCGCGAGACGGCGGACAGGUUGUCGUGCAGAGUCAGUUGGGGACGCAAUCGUGUCCAUCCACUCAUGCGUGUCUUCCAGCCGAUUCGGCGCAACGCCGGUGCGAACCCGGAACUCAUAUUUGGAAUUCGUCAUGCAAUGAAAAUCAAGUGUGCUGUGUCGCUCUGACUCCAUUCAAUGCUCCAACCAAUGCUCCCACCAAUGCUCCCACCAAUGCUCCCUCCAAUGCUCCCUCCAAUGUCACCUCCAAUGCUCCCUCCAAUGCCACCUCCAAUGUCACCUCCAAUGCUCCCACCAAUGCUCCAACCAAUGUCACCUCCAAUGCUCCCUCCAAUGCCACCUCCAGUGUUCCCUCCAAUGCUCCCUCUAAGCCUCCCAUCAAGGGUUCUUCUAAGGGACCUUCUCUGCCACCUUGCGAGUACAAAUGCGUCCCCCAAUCCACCUCUCGGUCCUGCUCACCGGGAAAGACGAACGGAAUGAAACCCGACUGCAACGAAGGCGACAUAUACUGCUGCCAGGUGAACUGCGACCCCUCCAUCGGCCGCUGCAUGGCGGCCUACCUCUCCGAGGCCUGCAGGGCCCACGGCGAUCGGGACUUCACCGACCUGUUCCGGUGCGCCGGGAAGCUUCGCUGCUGCGCCUUCAAGACCUCCAUCGAGAAGAGGGAAUUUGAAGUGGCCUCCAAUAGAGUUCUUCCGACAUCGAUUCUGACGAACGAGACGUGCUGGAUCGAAGGCAGCGGCACGGCGUCCAACUCCGGCCCAGUGCAACAUUGCUGGAAUGCUGUCCUGGUGGAUUCGAGCGGUAAGAUGCUCUGCGGCGGGGCCCUCAUCGAGCGCCAGUUCGUCGUCACCACUGCCUCCUGCUUUUUCUUCCACCAGCAGUAUGAGAUCGAGCAGCUGGCGAUUAGAGUCGCCGGGAGUCCGGUCCGCAACCACAUCGUCGCGAAAUUCUUGCAUCGAAAAUUCCGCGAAGAAACGUUCGAAAACGACUUGGGGAUGAUCAUCCUCGAGAAGCCGGUGAAGGCGGAGGAGGAGGCGUGCCUGCUGUGCACUCAGGACGCGAACGGCCUCCAGGAGUUCUCGGAGUGCAGGCUCGUCAGUCGCAUCGGAGUUGGGGAGGCGGUGAAGACGGAGCCGGUGGAGUACGCGGCGGCGGUGGUGGAUCCGAGCGUGUGCCAGGAGAAGAUCCUGGAGGGGAGUAAUCUGCCGUUCAAUUCCGUGUGUGUCGCCUUCUCCGCCGUCUGGUGCGGGGAGUCCGGCGCCCCGCUCAUCUGCAAGGACGCCAGCUCCGGCUUCUACAGGCUGGCAGGCCUCUUGUCCCUCCCGAUCAUCCAGUGCCAGCCGGCGGACGUGCCCGGUGUCUUCGCGAACGCCACGUCCUUGCUCUCGACCAACUUCUACGAGACGACUUUCACGGCCAGUCUUCUCCUCUCGAAGAGCCCAACGACUGUGAAAAAAAUUCCCGAGACAACUGACGACGAAGUCGGGUGCGGACAGCUCUCGGGCAUCGAGCACGGAUUUUUCAGGAUCUCCUGUUUGGGCGGAGGGGAGAGGACCGGCAGCCAUCGCGACGGCAGAGAGCCGGACUGCAUCCGCGACGGGAAGUACGCGCUCGGAAGCACCGUGACCUACAAGUGCGACCAGUUCUACAUCCUGAGGGGAUCGAGCGUUCGGACCUGCAGGAAGGGCGAACAAUGGACGGGUCACAGUCCGUUCUGCGAGGCCGAAUGCGGCAGGAAGGUGCAGCAGGUGAAGCUGUCGGCGGGGGGGAAGCCAGCGGCGAAGGGGGAGUGGCCGUGGCAGGCGGCCCUCUACGACGGAGAGAGGAAGGAUCUCGUGUGCGGGGGAGCGCUCAUCGCGGAGCGCUGGGUGCUCACGGCCGCGCAUUGCGUCACCGUCGACGGGACCACGAGGACGCGGAGAGCGAAGGACUUCGUCGUCUACCUGGGGAAAUACUACCGGAACGACUCCCUGGACAACGAACACGUCCAGCGGAGAAUGCGCAAUUUCUUCCCCGAGGUGACUGAGAUAUUCAUGCCAGACUUCAGUCUGCUGAACUUCGAUUCGGACGUCGCUCUCCUGAAGCUGGAGGUCCCGGCGCUGCUCACCUCGCAGGUCCAGCUGGUCUGCCUUCCGGCCCGGUUCGACGACUCCAAGCUCGAGAACGGGACAAGAGGAUGGGUGGCUGGCUGGGGCCUGAACGGCUCCAAUAAGCGAGACGCCACCCUGACCCAAGUGGAGCUCCCGGUUAUAUCGAACAAAGACUGCAGUCGGGAAAUGAUCAGCGUGUCCCGAGACCACCCGGUGACUCUCAACUCGAACAUGUUCUGCGCCGGGCACGAUCAAGAUACUCCCGUCGAAGAAUACCAAACGGUGUGCCGCGGGGACUCGGGCAGCCCCAUGGUCUUCCCCUCCCACCCAUCGCUGGAGAGCCGCUGGUCGGUGGAGGGCAUCGUGAGCCACUUCUUCAGCAAGGAGGAAUGCUCGGCGAGGCAACCCGGCCAGUAUAGCGUCUUCACCCGGGUCAAUCGCCCCAUGGUCUUCCCCUCCCACCCAUCGCUGGAGAGCCGCUGGUCGGUGGAGGGCAUCGUGAGCCACUUCUUCAGCAAGGAGGAAUGCUCGGCGAGGCAACCCGGCCAGUAUAGCGUCUUCACCCGGGUCAAUCGCAUCAUGAGCAGCCCACAGGCUACUCACAUCUGA
Molecule: messenger RNA, 3906 nt
Organism: Darwinula stevensoni
Lineage: Eukaryota; Metazoa; Arthropoda; Ostracoda; Podocopida; Darwinulidae
Source: the annotation of a GenBank genome assembly